Trachymyrmex cornetzi is the source of this 2662-nucleotide messenger RNA. RefSeq lists its product as uncharacterized. Lineage: Eukaryota; Metazoa; Arthropoda; Insecta; Hymenoptera; Formicidae. The record is from RefSeq and is a predicted model, not a curated record. Gene Ontology annotation, molecular function: potassium ion leak channel activity; outward rectifier potassium channel activity. The coding region runs from base 1052 to 2593 and encodes 513 amino acids. Gene Ontology annotation, biological process: potassium ion transmembrane transport; stabilization of membrane potential. The transcript has 4 exons. Gene Ontology annotation, cellular component: plasma membrane.
CAUUGGUUCCAAGGCCGCGUUAGCUAAUUUUAGUGGUUCGCAGAAGAGAUAUAUGUAUAUACAUAUAUCAUAUUUCUUCCGGUCGUGCCACGCUGCAACGCGGCGAAGUGCACGAAGAUUUCGCUUCACAGAAUGCAUGAGGCCAGUAGUUUCGGAAGUCUCCGAGAUAUCGAAUCGUCGCUAUGUUUGUAACUCUGCUUAUUUCUCUUUUUUUUUCUGUACUUUAGCUAUCCGAUUACUGUAUAUAAUGUUGCCGUUAGUUAGACAAGUAUACGAAUACAUUUACGAAUACAUAAUUAAGAAGUAUAUUAAUAAUGCAGAUGAUUCGUGAGUUAUAGCUGUGAAUGUACGAUGGCGUACGUGUAGAUUAUCAAGUUAAACAUUGCCAUCAUAAUUUAGUAUAUUAUGUAUUCAACAGCGUAUAGCAGUAUUAUUAAUGGAACGUAAAGCAUGUUUCUGUAAAAUGGAAACCUUAUCGAUCCAACUCUUAUGUAUAUGCUUAUGAAUAAGCAAAAAACUCCACAAGGAAUACGUAAAUUAAAGUUGUGAUUCAGGGAAAAUUUUAUCAAGAUCGGAUGGUCGGAUUUAUCCGCAAAUGAAAUACUAAUAUCUAUAAGUACCUAUAUGAUGAUUGAUAUCUGGCACACUUUAACUGAUUGAAAAUAAACAUGUGAUAUAAACAUCGUUGUCAUACAUAAGACGGAAAUACAAGACCAUAACAUAACAUAAAUUCGUUUCGCAUAAAAUUAUUGAGUUCAAGGCCUACGCUUAAAUAAAGAAUUCAGCAGAGCGUAUAAAGAUUUCGAAAUACUGAAAGAAAACUUGCUGUUUUGUGGGAUGAAUCAAUUCAACAAGUGCUCGGGGACGUCGUUAUCUAUAGUCAAAGGAAAUCUCUCGGGAAGUCAAUAUAUGCACAUUAAAGCGAAGGCAUGUAUAGCCUUCUCCUCGAUGUUAUGUGAAAUAUGUACGAUUGUGUAAUCGACCGAGAGAUCGUUAAACGCGAUCGUAAAGUUUACAACGGCUAUAGUGUGGCUCAUCUUGACCUUAGCCGAUGGAUGUACCCCUUUUCCCGCAACCACCGACCAUCGGAGGCGUCGCGACACCGACUCUGACACCCCUCAGUGACGUUCCAAGCGUCGCGACGCUACCACGCGUUUCGGCAUUCGUUGCUGCAUCCGUGCCGCGCGUACACGAACGAUAUGCCGUACCUUUACGAUCCCCCGCGGGCACCAGGAAGCGACGUCGCGUCUGCAGGAACUUAGUCCAUCCACGGAUCAAGACCGCGGCCCUCGUCAAGGAUGCUGCACAUCGUCGCAUUACUGAGCUUUGCACGAGGAUGAUAGAGCAUCGCGCGAAAGAAGAUGAGGGGGACGACGACGACGACGUCGUUUGCAGCAUCGAUAUUACAGACACACCUACUACGAUAUCUUCCGAGAUUUCACCUCACUUAAAAAACGGUAUAAUACCGACGAAAUGGACAAAGUCUGUAACUGUCCAGACCAUAGAAGGUUUACCUCUACGAUUAAGGAUUUUGCCAUCUCUCAGAGAUAUCGAGGAGGACAAUGGAAAUUCUUCGAAGGUCUCGAGAUUUAGAAAAUAUCUGAGAUUUUUGGGACGAUUGUUAUUAUCGCAAUUGGGUCUUCUUUGGUUACUUGUGAUAUGGAUGGUGGCAGGUGCGGCGGCGUUUUGCGCCACGGAAGGACCUCGCGAGCGCGAACAGGUCGUGUCGCUGAAGAACAUGCAGAAGGAUUUAGCAGUCGGCUUGGCGACAGAGUUGCGGCAAUUGCGAACGGAACAGGAUCAGGAUGUGGAGCCAUUGUGGAGCGAUAAUGUCCGUCGAUAUGUUACCAAACAUGAACAACUCCUCUUGACCGCUGUUAGUUCUGGCUAUGGCGAGGGUGGUAAUAGUGGACAGCUGUGGACAUUUCCUGGUUGUGUAUUAUUCGCCAUAUCGUUAAUUACCACUUUAGGUUUUGGAGCACCGGUUCCGCGAACAACCGCUGGUCGCACAGUAGGGGUGAUAUUUGCCGCUAUCGGUAUUCCUGCCCAUUUCCUUCUUAUAUUGAAUUUCGGUCUUAUGGUGGCUUUUCGCUUACAAAAGUACGCGCUUACCAGACAAGGCGUGCAAUUCAACAGUCCAGAAUCGAUUUAUUCCAAACGUAUGCCGAAAUGGAUCAAAAUAUUGUCAUUUGUUGGUACAGGUAAAAUUUUUAUCACGAAUCUCUAUAAAAAUUUGUUUCAACUACAAUUAUUGCUGUCCUCGUUUAUACUUUAUUUCUAUUGUAGUCACAUACUAUGUUUUGGGAGUGCUAUGCUUCGGCAUAGCGCGAUCGAGACCGAUCGCGGCGAGUCUGCUAUUUCCGUUAGACUUCACUGCGGCGGGCGGUCUCUCUACUAUCGUCGGUCACGUACGAAUACUGUACGGUCUGUAUUUGGAAGGCGCUGUUACUAUCGCGGCGAUAAUGGUAGCUAUAUUAAGAGUAUCGGCAACGCAGAGUCUUACAAAUAUUGGACUCAAGUACGGCCUACUGACCAAAGAUUAAGAUUAAUAUGCUUAAUUUACUUAAUACUCUUCAUCCCCUUCACAUUUUAAUUCACGAUAAAAACUAUAUGACCAUAUAAGACGAUGUAAUUUCAAAGAUGCAAGGUAUUAAAAGAAAAA